AUGGAGAAAUUGCAGAAGGUUGGGAGAUUCCUCGCGCCCAAGUCCAAGGAAGGAGCCGAUGGACGGUCUGAAUGGGGAUCGCGCACCCAAUUCGUCCUCGCGUCUAUGGGAGGCGCAAUCGGCCUGGGAAACAUUCUUCGGUAUCCUGGCCAGGUGUUCAACAACUAUGGUGCACAAUGGUUCAUUCCCUACUUGAUGGCGCUGUGCUUUCUGGGAAUACCAAUCCUUUGGCUAGAAAUUGCCAUCGGUCAGGCAUAUCGUGGUGGCUGUGCCAUUGCUUAUGAUCACAUCAAUAAGCGGGCGAAAGGCGCCGGGGUAGCCAUUGUUUACACGGGUUACUGUAUCGUCCUCUACUACGUACCUCUUCUGGGCUGGGUCAUGAAGUACUUCCGGAACUCGUUCAGGAGCCCUUUGCCCUGGGAAGGCAGACUACAAGAAUUCUACAUGGGCGACGUUGUUGCCAAUGUGGCACCUGUGGUACCAGAAGAUGGAGGCUGGAUUGAAUAUCCCGGCAUCGGUAUGGUCGGUGAGACCACAGGCUGGGUUGUCUUCACAUGGUUCAUCGUAUUCAUAUGCAUGUUCCGAGGUGUUGGUCUCCUGGGAAGGGUGGUUUACUUCACUAUGGGCCUUCCUAUUGUGACAGCCAUCAUUCUCAUUGGUCGUGGUACGUCACUAAGCAAUGCAUGGGACGGAAUCCGACUAUACAUUGGCAUAUGGGAUGGUGCCAAAUUGGGCCAGGGCGCCAUCUGGCAGUCCGCAUGUGGCCACAUCUUCUUCUCCAUCGGUGUUGCCAUGGGCUACUUCACAUCCUAUGCAUCUUAUAAACCCAAGUACGCCAAUUGCGUCCAAGAUGCCAUCAUCAUUGCCGUAUGCAACUGCCUCUAUGAGGUUCUUGUUGCCUUCGCGGUCUUUGGAGUCAUCGGCAACAUUGGGCUCUUCCCAAGCGCAGAGACUAGGCAGUCGACAUUCUCUAUUGCAUUUGUUACCCUUCCGGCAGCUCUUGUUCAAAUGCCCGGAGCGCAGUUCUGGUCGGUGCUUUUCUUUUUCACACUGAUGGUCCUGGGCAUCAGCUCAGCAUUUGCACUGUUAGAGUCGGUUGUGACGCUUGUCAAGGAUACCGAUUGGGGUGGAAAGAUCCCACGAUCACUAGUCUCGACCGUUGCUGUCAUUGUCUCGUGCCUGCUAUCGCUCAUGUUCUGCACCGAAUUUGGCUUCUACCUCCUGGACGCAGUCGACACGUGGACCAAUUUCAUGUCCCUGUUUUUCGUCGCAUGGUCAGAGUGCGUUUUCAGUACCUCUAUCUAUCGCCAUAAGGAUGUUGUUGGCCAAGUCGGAUGGCCGGCAUACCUGGUCUACAAUACUGGCUACUUUGGUGGUCAGAUCUUUGGAGUCCUGGUUGGCCAAAUAGUGGGUCCUUCCGCUGGAGCAGGUGUCGGAUUUGGCCUGUUCAUCGUCGGAACAAUCAUUGCAGUAUUCAUUAGUAGAAUUCCCGAUGCUGAGACACCCCACUUCUGGGGGAGAAACGCCUACCUACGACGCUUUUGGUGGAUGGUGUUCUACUCGGGUAAUCAGUUGACCCGCGACUUGAACGUCACAAUUGCUGUCGGUAAAAACUGGCCUCUGCCCUAUUUUUGGUCACCAAUUCUCAGAUAUAUAUCGGCACCUAUUCUCGCCAUCCUCACCAGUUUUGCAUAUCCCUCGUUCAACAGAGUCAAGAACGACCCGCUCCACAUCUUCGGGUUUUGCGUUGGACACGUCGUCAUGCUUCUGGUGGUCUUAGGUCUUAUUGUACCUCGAUCUUUCGACGUUUUCAUUCCCAAAGCCCGUCGAGGUGAAGGAGACCUGCCUUACGCACCAGCUGUGCUCAUUGGUCAGGGUGACUUGUCCACAACCGGCGCUGUGGAGGAAGGGUUUGAUGAUGUUUCACACGAGGAGCAGAGCUCCAAAGCGGCCUUUGGCGGUCUCAAUCACGAUGAUAGCUCUAGGGAGGGACGUGAUUCCCUUGAUAGGAGGCGAAGAGUUGAGGAGGAAACGUUCACUGAGCCGAAACCCAUCAGGUAG
Molecule: messenger RNA, 2061 nt
Organism: Exophiala aquamarina CBS 119918
Lineage: Eukaryota; Fungi; Ascomycota; Eurotiomycetes; Chaetothyriales; Herpotrichiellaceae
Exons: 2
Coding region: 1-2061 (686 amino acids)
Biological process (GO): sodium ion transmembrane transport
Cellular component (GO): membrane
Source: RefSeq, a predicted model, not a curated record